Acyrthosiphon pisum (pea aphid) is the source of this 579-nucleotide messenger RNA. RefSeq names its product ATP-dependent DNA helicase pif1-like. The coding region runs from base 1 to 579 and encodes 192 amino acids. Lineage: Eukaryota; Metazoa; Arthropoda; Insecta; Hemiptera; Aphididae. The record is from RefSeq and is a predicted model, not a curated record. The transcript has a single exon.
AUGAAGAAUUUGCACGAAAAGGACUUUCAUUGGUUGUGUUCGAGGGCAAUAGUGUCACCUAGGAAUGAUACUGUCAACGAAAUAAACAAUAUGAUUUUACAAAAAGUUUCUGGCCAAAUAAAAAUCUACAGAUCGAUCGACACCGUCACGAACAUCGAAGACGCAGUGCAUUAUCCACAGGAAUUUUUAAAUUCACUAAAUCCUUCUGGACUGCCAACACACGAAUUGACGUUAAAAAUCGGAAUUCUAAUCAUGCUUUUGAGAAAAUUAAGACCUCCGAGUAUGUGUAAUGGAACAAGACUGCUUAUUAAGGAAUUAAAGGACAAUUUAAUUGUAGCGACCAUUAUUACCGGCCCAGCAGCUGGUUAUAUUCCGAGGAUACCGAUGAUCCCAACUGAUCUGCCAAUCCCGUUUAAACGGGUUCAAUUUCCGGUGAAAAUAUCUUUCGCGUUGACUAUUUACAAGUCCCAAGGUCAAACCUUCGAAUUAGUAGGGAUCGACCUACGAAAGAAAUGUUUUACUCAUGGCCAACUGUAUGUAUCACGGAGCAGUUUUUUAGCAAUAAAUAAAGUCCGAUAA